CACUCUGGACCAUACAAACGUUCCAACAUAUUGCAACAAGAUUGCCGAACGUAUGCAACAAUGUUGCAAUGUGUUGCGUGCGUUUGACUGAGCCUUAAGAACAAAAAUAUAUACGUUUUUACCUCUAAAAGUAUGUGACUAAUCGAAACAAUGUCUCUUCUUUCAGGUAGUUUUGCUUAUGUUGAUAAGUCGUACAAAGCACGUUUGGAAAGCCCUUUGUUGCCAUGGAAACCAUUCCAUCAAUCUGUGGGCGUGUGUUUGCGGUUUAGUUACCUCAUGCCCACUAAAUCAAAAUCAAAUUUAAAGGUUUUCCUCAGAGACACGAAACGAGAAAUAUCGGUACUAGUGUGGCAGAUGGUUGGGUACCACGGUAAAGAAUGGUCAGAUGCUCAAGUGGCUUGGCCAGGCGCUGUAGGAAUUAAGAUAAUCUUUGAGGGAGAAGGUUUUCUUGAUGACGAGAUGAAUGUAGCAAUCGAUAACGUCACUGUCACGACUGAGAACUGUUCCUUAAGACCUUACUUUGCUGAACCAGGUACUGACUCGUUACUUCUUUCUCUUGUCUUUGAUAAGCUUUCGUGAGUGACUGUACAAAGACUCAGAAAUGAAUCUCAACUGUAGCGUGGUCAGAUGCUACUGAUGAAUGUAAACAGACAUAGACACGGACACG
Molecule: messenger RNA, 667 nt
Organism: Orbicella faveolata
Lineage: Eukaryota; Metazoa; Cnidaria; Anthozoa; Scleractinia; Merulinidae
Biological process (GO): G protein-coupled receptor signaling pathway; protein phosphorylation
Cellular component (GO): membrane
Molecular function (GO): G protein-coupled receptor activity; protein binding; protein kinase activity
Source: RefSeq, a predicted model, not a curated record